AUGGUUCAAAUAACUAGAUCAGGAGCUCAACAACCGUCUCCAACUAAUCAGUCUUUGUCAAACAUGUCAAAAGAUGCCCGUCAGUCCACAACAUCACAAUCGAAAAAAAAAUCAAACAAACGUCCGGCUCCAGCCAAAUCGACUAGAGACAAAUCCAAGCGUAUUCGAGCAGUCGUCGAUCCGGAACCUAUCAAUACUCAGACAGCAACGAUUGACACUGAUGAUGACAAUAUGGACGAUGAUGAUUACACCCCUUCGGACAGGCUUGAUGAUAUCAAUGACGACGAUAUCAAUGACGAAAUGGAUGACCCUUUCUCUCUGCCUCCACCACUGCCUCCUCGCCCUGAUCUUGAGCAAACUCAACCUUCCUCCGGGACGCUUCCCCCUCCCCCUCUACAAAAUCCGAGAACAAAUGUGUCCGACUCGGAUUCUAGCUUACCCACCAUCUCCACUUACCAGCAAGUUGCCAAGCAAUGGCCCCAAACUCGAAUCUCAAAUUACACUCGGGGUAAGAAGCUUGAUAAUGUGGUCCCUGAGAAAAUUUUGGUCGAGAUGCAAGCUAUUCAAGAGCUCUAUCAUCAUCACAAGAAAAUGUUGGCAAUGAUGGGAAAUAUAAGUUUAUAUACUCUUAACAAAGCAAUUGGCGAGGUUGGAAGGAAACGAAAGCAGGAUGGGUUGCAUUUAUGGCUCAGUUAUGGUAUCGAUGCUCUCAAUUAUAAAAUGCCACGUUCAUCAGAGAUUGGUGCACUCGGUCAGCGAAACAAAGACCUUUCAACAAUGUGGAAGGCUUACCCGGUCGAGCGUCAGGAAGUUUUUCAGCCUCAUAUCUUCUACUAUUUAUCAGGCCUGCCUCAACCUCCACGAAAGUCUGACGACAAAGCUGAUCAUGAUGAAGAAGAAUUGAUUCAAAGCUUAAGUCCUGAGGAAAGAAAAGAAUUGCAGACUUUAUAUGAUGAGAUGGUAUGUGUUGAAAAGGUCGCAACUGUUUAUGCCAAAGUGGCUGCUGGGAAUCCAAUAGGCAAUUCGCUCCCUGAAUUCAACCGAAAGUCGCUCAAAUGUGUUAAACAGUUGCACGAUCAAAUCCACAACGAGUCCAACAAUAUGUGGUUUGCAUACUAUUUUAUUGCAGCUGCUACUCACGCAGCCUCCGAUGGUAAAUUGGCGGAGCCUGGAUGGUGCAAGGAAUACACCUCUCACAAGGAGAUGGCCAACUACGUUGUAAACAAGGCCAACUUUCCAAGGAUGUUUGCGACUCAUGUGCAAGGCCUGGCGGUUACUGAAGUGGUUUCACAACAGAAUGGAAAGGGUACUAAGGCUGCCACAAAGACAAUCACACCUACCGAUUGUGUCAAGGGAGAAUUAUCUGCUGGUUUGCGUCAGGAACUAAAUCAACAGAAUGAUUACUUAAUGCUAGUCCUGCUAAGGGAUUUCCUUGUGGCCCAACCCUCACGAUCUUCUAAAAAAAAGGUAUCCUCGGUUCAGGAUUGUUCAGCAUCCUGGGUCAAAGCUUACGCCUGA
This is a messenger RNA of Melampsora larici-populina 98AG31, 1518 nucleotides long. RefSeq lists its product as uncharacterized. The record is from RefSeq and is a predicted model, not a curated record. Bases 1 to 1518 code for a protein of 505 amino acids. NCBI's taxonomy places the organism in Eukaryota, Fungi, Basidiomycota, Pucciniomycetes, Pucciniales, Melampsoraceae. The transcript has 5 exons.